Molecule: messenger RNA, 29289 nt
Organism: Knipowitschia caucasica
Lineage: Eukaryota; Metazoa; Chordata; Actinopteri; Gobiiformes; Gobiidae
Source: the annotation of a GenBank genome assembly
AUGCAGGUUAUCUGCUACUGGCAUUUGAAGGGGGGGGGGGGGGGGGGGGGGGGGGGGGGGGGGGGGGGGGGGGGGGGGGGGGGGGGGGGGGGGGGGGGGGGGGGGGGGGGGGGGGGGGGGGGGGGGGGGGGGGGGGGGGGGGGGGGGGGGGGGGGGGGGGGGGGGGGGGGGGGGGGGGGGGGGGGGGGGGGGGGGGGGGGGGGGGGGGGGGGGGGGGGGGGGGGGGGGGGGGGGGGGGGGGGGGGGGGGGGGGGGGGGGGGGGGGGGGGGGGGGGGGGGGGGGGGGGGGGGGGGGGGGGGGGGGGGGGGGGGGGGGGGGGGGGGGGGGGGGGGGGGGGGGGGGGGGGGGGGGGGGGGGGGGGGGGGGGGGGGGGGGGGGGGGGGGGGGGGGGGGGGGGGGGGGGGGGGGGGGGGGGGGGGGGGGGGGGGGGGGGGGGGGGGGGGGGGGGGGGGGGGGGGGGGGGGGGGGGGGGGGGGGGGGGGGGGGGGGGGGGGGGGGGGGGGGGGGGGGGGGGGGGGGGGGGGGGGGGGGGGGGGGGGGGGGGGGGGGGGGGGGGGGGGGGGGGGGGGGGGGGGGGGGGGGGGGGGGGGGGGGGGGGGGGGGGGGGGGGGGGGGGGGGGGGGGGGGGGGGGGGGGGGGGGGGGGGGGGGGGGGGGGGGGGGGGGGGGGGGGGGGGGGGGGGGGGGGGGGGGGGGGGGGGGGGGGGGGGGGGGGGGGGGGGGGGGGGGGGGGGGGGGGGGGGGGGGGGGGGGGGGGGGGGGGGGGGGGGGGGGGGGGGGGGGGGGGGGGGGGGGGGGGGGGGGGGGGGGGGGGGGGGGGGGGGGGGGGGGGGGGGGGGGGGGGGGGGGGGGGGGGGGGGGGGGGGGGGGGGGGGGGGGGGGGGGGGGGGGGGGGGGGGGGGGGGGGGGGGGGGGGGGGGGGGGGGGGGGGGGGGGGGGGGGGGGGGGGGGGGGGGGGGGGGGGGGGGGGGGGGGGGGGGGGGGGGGGGGGGGGGGGGGGGGGGGGGGGGGGGGGGGGGGGGGGGGGGGGGGGGGGGGGGGGGGGGGGGGGGGGGGGGGGGGGGGGGGGGGGGGGGGGGGGGGGGGGGGGGGGGGGGGGGGGGGGGGGGGGGGGGGGGGGGGGGGGGGGGGGGGGGGGGGGGGGGGGGGGGGGGGGGGGGGGGGGGGGGGGGGGGGGGGGGGGGGGGGGGGGGGGGGGGGGGGGGGGGGGGGGGGGGGGGGGGGGGGGGGGGGGGGGGGGGGGGGGGGGGGGGGGGGGGGGGGGGGGGGGGGGGGGGGGGGGGGGGGGGGGGGGGGGGGGGGGGGGGGGGGGGGGGGGGGGGGGGGGGGGGGGGGGGGGGGGGGGGGGGGGGGGGGGGGGGGGGGGGGGGGGGGGGGGGGGGGGGGGGGGGGGGGGGGGGGGGGGGGGGGGGGGGGGGGGGGGGGGGGGGGGGGGGGGGGGGGGGGGGGGGGGGGGGGGGGGGGGGGGGGGGGGGGGGGGGGGGGGGGGGGGGGGGGGGGGGGGGGGGGGGGGGGGGGGGGGGGGGGGGGGGGUGGGGGGGGGGGGGGGGGGGGGGGGGGGGGGGGGGGGGGGGGGGGGGGGGGGGGGGGGGGGGGGGGGGGGGGGGGGGGGGGGGGGGGGGGGGGGGGGGGGGGGGGGGGGGGGGGGGGGGGGGGGGGGGGGGGGGGGGGGGGGGGGGGGGGGGGGGGGGGGGGGGGGGGGGGGGGGGGGGGGGGGGGGGGGGGGGGGGGGGGGGGGGGGGGGGGGGGGGGGGGGGGGGGGGGGGGGGGGGGGGGGGGGGGGGGGGGGGGGGGGGGGGGGGGGGGGGGGGGGGGGGGGGGGGGGGGGGGGGGGGGGGGGGGGGGGGGGGGGGGGGGGGGGGGGGGGGGGGGGGGGGGGGGGGGGGGGGGGGGGGGGGGGGGGGGGGGGGGGGGGGGGGGGGGGGGGGGGGGGGGGGGGGGGGGGGGGGGGGGGGGGGGGGGGGGGGGGGGGGGGGGGGGGGGGGGGGGGGGGGGGGGGGGGGGGGGGGGGGGGGGGGGGGGGGGGGGGGGGGGGGGGGGGGGGGGGGGGGGGGGGGGGGGGGGGGGGGGGGGGGGGGGGGGGGGGGGGGGGGGGGGGGGGGGGGGGGGGGGGGGGGGGGGGGGGGGGGGGGGGGGGGGGGGGGGGGGGGGGGGGGGGGGGGGGGGGGGGGGGGGGGGGGGGGGGGGGGGGGGGGGGGGGGGGGGGGGGGGGGGGGGGGGGGGGGGGGGGGGGGGGGGGGGGGGGGGGGGGGGGGGGGGGGGGGGGGGGGGGGGGGGGGGGGGGGGGGGGGGGGGGGGGGGGGGGGGGGGGGGGGGGGGGGGGGGGGGGGGGGGGGGGGGGGGGGGGGGGGGGGGGGGGGGGGGGGGGGGGGGGGGGGGGGGGGGGGGGGGGGGGGGGGGGGGGGGGGGGGGGGGGGGGGGGGGGGGGGGGGGGGGGGGGGGGGGGGGGGGGGGGGGGGGGGGGGGGGGGGGGGGGGGGGGGGGGGGGGGGGGGGGGGGGGGGGGGGGGGGGGGGGGGGGGGGGGGGGGGGGGGGGGGGGGGGGGGGGGGGGGGGGGGGGGGGGGGGGGGGGGGGGGGGGGGGGGGGGGGGGGGGGGGAGGGGGGGGGGGGGGGGGGGGGGGGGGGGGGGGGGGGGGGGGGGGGGGGGGGGGGGGGGGGGGGGGGGGGGGGGGGGGGGGGGGGGGGGGGGGGGGGGGGGGGGGGGGGGGGGGGGGGGGGGGGGGGGGGGGGGGGGGGGGGGGGGGGGGGGGGGGGGGGGGGGGGGGGGGGGGGGGGGGGGGGGGGGGGGGGGGGGGGGGGGGGGGGGGGGGGGGGGGGGGGGGGGGGGGGGGGGGGGGGGGGGGGGGGGGGGGGGGGGGGGGGGGGGGGGGGGGGGGGGGGGGGGGGGGGGGGGGGGGGGGGGGGGGGGGGGGGGGGGGGGGGGGGGGGGGGGGGGGGGGGGGGGGGGGGGGGGGGGGGGGGGGGGGGGGGGGGGGGGGGGGGGGGGGGGGGGGGGGGGGGGGGGGGGGGGGGGGGGGGGGGGGGGGGGGGGGGGGGGGGGGGGGGGGGGGGGGGGGGGGGGGGGGGGGGGGGGGGGGGGGGGGGGGGGGGGGGGGGGGGGGGGGGGGGGGGGGGGGGGGGGGGGGGGGGGGGGGGGGGGGGGGGGGGGGGGGGGGGGGGGGGGGGGGGGGGGGGGGGGGGGGGGGGGGGGGGGGGGGGGGGGGGGGGGGGGGGGGGGGGGGGGGGGGGGGGGGGGGGGGGGGGGGGGGGGGGGGGGGGGGGGGGGGGGGGGGGGGUGGGGGGGGGGGGGGGGGGGGGGGGGGGGGGGGGGGGGGGGGGGGGGGGGGGGGGGGGGGGGGGGGGGGGGGGGGGGGGGGGGGGGGGGGGGGGGGGGGGGGGGGGGGGGGGGGGGGGGGGGGGGGGGGGGGGGGGGGGGGGGGGGGGGGGGGGGGGGGGGGGGGGGGGGGGGGGGGGGGGGGGGGGGGGGGGGGGGGGGGGGGGGGGGGGGGGGGGGGGGGGGGGGGGGGGGGGGGGGGGGGGGGGGGGGGGGGGGGGGGGGGGGGGGGGGGGGGGGGGGGGGGGGGGGGGGUGGGGGGGGGGGGGGGGGGGGGGGGGGGGGGGGGGGGGGGGGGGGGGGGGGGGGGGGGGGGGGGGGGGGGGGGGGGGGGGGGGGGGGGGGGGGGGGGGGGGGGGGGGGGGGGGGGGGGGGGGGGGGGGGGGGGGGGGGGGGGGGGGGGGGGGGGGGGGGGGGGGGGGGGGGGGGGGGGGGGGGGGGGGGGGGGGGGGGGGGGGGGGGGGGGGGGGGGGGGGGGGGGGGGGGGGGGGGGGGGGGGGGGGGGGGGGGGGGGGGGGGGGGGGGGGGGGGGGGGGGGGGGGGGGGGGGGGGGGGGGGGGGGGGGGGGGGGGGGGGGGGGGGGGGGGGGGGGGGGGGGGGGGGGGGGGGGGGGGGGGGGGGGGGGGGGGGGGGGGGGGGGGGGGGGGGGGGGGGGGGGGGGGGGGGGGGGGGGGGGGGGGGGGGGGGGGGGGGGGGGGGGGGGGGGGGGGGGGGGGGGGGGGGGGGGGGGGGGGGGGGGGGGGGGGGGGGGGGGGGGGGGGGGGGGGGGGGGGGGGGGGGGGGGGGGGGGGGGGGGGGGGGGGGGGGGGGGGGGGGGGGGGGGGGGGGGGGGGGGGGGGGGGGGGGGGGGGGGGGGGGGGGGGGGGGGGGGGGGGGGGGGGGGGGGGGGGGGGGGGGGGGGGGGGGGGGGGGGGGGGGGGGGGGGGGUGGGGGGGGGGGGGGGGGGGGGGGGGGGGGGGGGGGGGGGGGGGGGGGGGGGGGGGGGGGGGGGGGGGGGGGGGGGGGGGGGGGGGGGGGGGGGGGGGGGGGGGGGGGGGGGGGGGGGGGGGGGGGGGGGGGGGGGGGGGGGGGGGGGGGGGGGGGGGGGGGGGGGGGGGGGGGGGGGGGGGGGGGGGGGGGGGGGGGGGGGGGGGGGGGGGGGGGGGGGGGGGGGGGGGGGGGGGGGGGGGGGGGGGGGGGGGGGGGGGGGGGGGGGGGGGGGGGGGGGGGGGGGGGGGGGGGGGGGGGGGGGGGGGGGGGGGGGGGGGGGGGGGGGGGGGGGGGGGGGGGGGGGGGGGGGGGGGGGGGGGGGGGGGGGGGGGGGGGGGGGGGGGGGGGGGGGGGGGGGGGGGGGGGGGGGGGGGGGGGGGGGGGGGGGGGGGGGGGGGGGGGGGGGGGGGGGGGGGGGGGGGGGGGGGGGGGGGGGGGGGGGGGGGGGGGGGGGGGGGGGGGGGGGGGGGGGGGGGGGGGGGGGGGGGGGGGGGGGGGGGGGGGGGGGGGGGGGGGGGGGGGGGGGGGGGGGGGGGGGGGGGGGGGGGGGGGGGGGGGGGGGGGGGGGGGGGGGGGGGGGGGGGGGGGGGGGGGGGGGGGGGGGGGGGGGGGGGGGGGGGGGGGGGGGGGGGGGGGGGGGGGGGGGGGGGGGGGGGGGGGGGGGGGGGGGGGGGGGGGGGGGGGGGGGGGGGGGGGGGGGGGGGGGGGGGGGGGGGGGGGGGGGGGGGGGGGGGGGGGGGGGGGGGGGGGGGGGGGGGGGGGGGGGGGGGGGGGGGGGGGGGGGGGGGGGGGGGGGGGGGGGGGGGGGGGGGGGGGGGGGGGGGGGGGGGGGGGGGGGGGGGGGGGGGGGGGGGGGGGGGGGGGGGGGGGGGGGGGGGGGGGGGGGGGGGGGGGGGGGGGGGGGGGGGGGGGGGGGGGGGGGGGGGGGGGGGGGGGGGGGGGGGGGGGGGGGGGGGGGGGGGGGGGGGGGGGGGGGGGGGGGGGGGGGGGGGGGGGGGGGGGGGGGGGGGGGGGGGGGGGGGGGGGGGGGGGGGGGGGGGGGGGGGGGGGGGGGGGGGGGGGGGGGGGGGGGGGGGGGGGGGGGGGGGGGGGGGGGGGGGGGGGGGGGGGGGGGGGGGGGGGGGGGGGGGGGGGGGGGGGGGGGGGGGGGGGGGGGGGGGGGGGGGGGGGGGGGGGGGGGGGGGGGGGGGGGGGGGGGGGGGGGGGGGGGGGGGGGGGGGGGGGGGGGGGGGGGGGGGGGGGGGGGGGGGGGGGGGGGGGGGGGGGGGGGGGGGGGGGGGGGGGGGGGGGGGGGGGGGGGGGGGGGGGGGGGGGGGGGGGGGGGGGGGGGGGGGGGGGGGGGGGGGGGGGGGGGGGGGGGGGGGGGGGGGGGGGGGGGGGGGGGGGGGGGGGGGGGGGGGGGGGGGGGGGGGGGGGGGGGGGGGGGGGGGGGGGGGGGGGGGGGGGGGGGGGGGGGGGGGGGGGGGGGGGGGGGGGGGGGGGGGGGGGGGGGGGGGGGGGGGGGGGGGGGGGGGGGGGGGGGGGGGGGGGGGGGGGGGGGGGGGGGGGGGGGGGGGGGGGGGGGGGGGGGGGGGGGGGGGGGGGGGGGGGGGGGGGGGGGGGGGGGGGGGGGGGGGGGGGGGGGGGGGGGGGGGGGGGGGGGGGGGGGGGGGGGGGGGGGGGGGGGGGGGGGGGGGGGGGGGGGGGGGGGGGGGGGGGGGGGGGGGGGGGGGGGGGGGGGGGGGGGGGGGGGGGGGGGGGGGGGGGGGGGGGGGGGGGGGGGGGGGGGGGGGGGGGGGGGGGGGGGGGGGGGGGGGGGGGGGGGGGGGGGGGGGGGGGGGGGGGGGGGGGGGGGGGGGGGGGGGGGGGGGGGGGGGGGGGGGGGGGGGGGGGGGGGGGGGGGGGGGGGGGGGGGGGGGGGGGGGGGGGGGGGGGGGGGGGGGGGGGGGGGGGGGGGGGGGGGGGGGGGGGGGGGGGGGGGGGGGGGGGGGGGGGGGGGGGGGGGGGGGGGGGGGGGGGGGGGGGGGGGGGGGGGGGGGGGGGGGGGGGGGGGGGGGGGGGGGGGGGGGGGGGGGGGGGGGGGGGGGGGGGGGGGGGGGGGGGGGGGGGGGGGGGGGGGGGGGGGGGGGGGGGGGGGGGGGGGGGGGGGGGGGGGGGGGGGGGGGGGGGGGGGGGGGGGGGGGGGGGGGGGGGGGGGGGGGGGGGGGGGGGGGGGGGGGGGGGGGGGGGGGGGGGGGGGGGGGGGGGGGGGGGGGGGGGGGGGGGGGGGGGGGGGGGGGGGGGGGGGGGGGGGGGGGGGGGGGGGGGGGGGGGGGGGGGGGGGGGGGGGGGGGGGGGGGGGGGGGGGGGGGGGGGGGGGGGGGGGGGGGGGGGGGGGGGGGGGGGGGGGGGGGGGGGGGGGGGGGGGGGGGGGGGGGGGGGGGGGGGGGGGGGGGGGGGGGGGGGGGGGGGGGGGGGGGGGGGGGGGGGGGGGGGGGGGGGGGGGGGGGGGGGGGGGGGGGGGGGGGGGGGGGGGGGGGGGGGGGGGGGGGGGGGGGGGGGGGGGGGGGGGGGGGGGGGGGGGGGGGGGGGGGGGGGGGGGGGGGGGGGGGGGGGGGGGGGGGGGGGGGGGGGGGGGGGGGGGGGGGGGGGGGGGGGGGGGGGGGGGGGGGGGGGGGGGGGGGGGGGGGGGGGGGGGGGGGGGGGGGGGGGGGGGGGGGGGGGGGGGGGGGGGGGGGGGGGGGGGGGGGGGGGGGGGGGGGGGGGGGGGGGGGGGGGGGGGGGGGGGGGGGGGGGGGGGGGGGGGGGGGGGGGGGGGGGGGGGGGGGGGGGGGGGGGGGGGGGGGGGGGGGGGGGGGGGGGGGGGGGGGGGGGGGGGGGGGGGGGGGGGGGGGGGGGGGGGGGGGGGGGGGGGGGGGGGGGGGGGGGGGGGGGGGGGGGGGGGGGGGGGGGGGGGGGGGGGGGGGGGGGGGGGGGGGGGGGGGGGGGGGGGGGGGGGGGGGGGGGGGGGGGGGGGGGGGGGGGGGGGGGGGGGGGGGGGGGGGGGGGGGGGGGGGGGGGGGGGGGGGGGGGGGGGGGGGGGGGGGGGGGUGGGGGGGGGGGGGGGGGGGGGGGGGGGGGGGGGGGGGGGGGGGGGGGGGGGGGGGGGGGGGGGGGGGGGGGGGGGGGGGGGGGGGGGGGGGGGGGGGGGGGGGGGGGGGGGGGGGGGGGGGGGGGGGGGGGGGGGGGGGGGGGGGGGGGGGGGGGGGGGGGGGGGGGGGGGGGGGGGGGGGGGGGGGGGGGGGGGGGGGGGGGGGGGGGGGGGGGGGGGGGGGGGGGGGGGGGGGGGGGGGGGGGGGGGGGGGGGGGGGGGGGGGGGGGGGGGGGGGGGGGGGGGGGGGGGGGGGGGGGGGGGGGGGGGGGGGGGGGGGGGGGGGGGGGGGGGGGGGGGGGGGGGGGGGGGGGGGGGGGGGGGGGGGGGGGGGGGGGGGGGGGGGGGGGGGGGGGGGGGGGGGGGGGGGGGGGGGGGGGGGGGGGGGGGGGGGGGGGGGGGGGGGGGGGGGGGGGGGGGGGGGGGGGGGGGGGGGGGGGGGGGGGGGGGGGGGGGGGGGGGGGGGGGGGGGGGGGGGGGGGGGGGGGGGGGGGGGGGGGGGGGGGGGGGGGGGGGGGGGGGGGGGGGGGGGGGGGGGGGGGUUGGGGGGGGGGGGGGGGGGGGGGGGGGGGGGGGGGGGGGGGGGGGGGGGGGGGGGGGGGGGGGGGGGGGGGGGGGGGGGGGGGGGGGGGGGGGGGGGGGGGGGGGGGGGGGGGGGGGGGGGGGGGGGGGGGGGGGGGGGGGGGGGGGGGGGGGGGGGGGGGGGGGGGGGGGGGGGGGGGGGGGGGGGGGGGGGGGGGGGGGGGGGGGGGGGGGGGGGGGGGGGGGGGGGGGGGGGGGGGGGGGGGGGGGGGGGGGGGGGGGGGGGGGGGGGGGGGGGGGGGGGGGGGGGGGGGGGGGGGGGGGGGGGGGGGGGGGGGGGGGGGGGGGGGGGGGGGGGGGGGGGGGGGGGGGGGGGGGGGGGGGGGGGGGGGGGGGGGGGGGGGGGGGGGGGGGGGGGGGGGGGGGGGGGGGGGGGGGGGGGGGGGGGGGGGGGGGGGGGGGGGGGGGGGGGGGGGGGGGGGGGGGGGGGGGGGGGGGGGGGGGGGGGGGGGGGGGGGGGGGGGGGGGGGGGGGGGGGGGGGGGGGGGGGGGGGGGGGGGGGGGGGGGGGGGGGGGGGGGGGGGGGGGGGGGGGGGGGGGGGGGGGGGGGGGGGGGGGGGGGGGGGGGGGGGGGGGGGGGGGGGGGGGGGGGGGGGGGGGGGGGGGGGGGGGGGGGGGGGGGGGGGGGGGGGGGGGGGGGGGGGGGGGGGGGGGGGGGGGGGGGGGGGGGGGGGGGGGGGGGGGGGGGGGGGGGGGGGGGGGGGGGGGGGGGGGGGGGGGGGGGGGGGGGGGGGGGGGGGGGGGGGGGGGGGGGGGGGGGGGGGGGGGGGGGGGGGGGGGGGGGGGGGGGGGGGGGGGGGGGGGGGGGGGGGGGGGGGGGGGGGGGGGGGGGGGGGGGGGGGGGGGGGGGGGGGGGGGGGGGGGGGGGGGGGGGGGGGGGGGGGGGGGGGGGGGGGGGGGGGGGGGGGGGGGGGGGGGGGGGGGGGGGGGGGGGGGGGGGGGGGGGGGGGGGGGGGGGGGGGGGGGGGGGGGGGGGGGGGGGGGGGGGGGGGGGGGGGGGGGGGGGGGGGGGGGGGGGGGGGGGGGGGGGGGGGGGGGGGGGGGGGGGGGGGGGGGGGGGGGGGGGGGGGGGGGGGGGGGGGGGGGGGGGGGGGGGGGGGGGGGGGGGGGGGGGGGGGGGGGGGGGGGGGGGGGGGGGGGGGGGGGGGGGGGGGGGGGGGGGGGGGGGGGGGGGGGGGGGGGGGGGGGGGGGGGGGGGGGGGGGGGGGGGGGGGGGGGGGGGGGGGGGGGGGGGGGGGGGGGGGGGGGGGGGGGGGGGGGGGGGGGGGGGGGGGGGGGGGGGGGGGGGGGGGGGGGGGGGGGGGGGGGGGGGGGGGGGGGGGGGGGGGGGGGGGGGGGGGGGGGGGGGGGGGGGGGGGGGGGGGGGGGGGGGGGGGGGGGGGGGGGGGGGGGGGGGGGGGGGGGGGGGGGGGGGGGGGGGGGGGGGGGGGGGGGGGGGGGGGGGGGGGGGGGGGGGGGGGGGGGGGGGGGGGGGGGGGGGGGGGGGGGGGGGGGGGGGGGGGGGGGGGGGGGGGGGGGGGGGGGGGGGGGGGGGGGGGGGGGGGGGGGGGGGGGGGGGGGGGGGGGGGGGGGGGGGGGGGGGGGGGGGGGGGGGGGGGGGGGGGGGGGGGGGGGGGGGGGGGGGGGGGGGGGGGGGGGGGGGGGGGGGGGGGGGGGGGGGGGGGGGGGGGGGGGGGGGGGGGGGGGGGGGGGGGGGGGGGGGGGGGGGGGGGGGGGGGGGGGGGGGGGGGGGGGGGGGGGGGGGGGGGGGGGGGGGGGGGGGGGGGGGGGGGGGGGGGGGGGGGGGGGGGGGGGGGGGGGGGGGGGGGGGGGGGGGGGGGGGGGGGGGGGGGGGGGGGGGGGGGGGGGGGGGGGGGGGGGGGGGGGGGGGGGGGGGGGGGGGGGGGGGGGGGGGGGGGGGGGGGGGGGGGGGGGGGGGGGGGGGGGGGGGGGGGGGGGGGGGGGGGGGGGGGGGGGGGGGGGGGGGGGGGGGGGGGGGGGGGGGGGGGGGGGGGGGGGGGGGGGGGGGGGGGGGGGGGGGGGGGGGGGGGGGGGGGGGGGGGGGGGGGGGGGGGGGGGGGGGGGGGGGGGGGGGGGGGGGGGGGGGGGGGGGGGGGGGGGGGGGGGGGGGGGGGGGGGGGGGGGGGGGGGGGGGGGGGGGGGGGGGGGGGGGGGGGGGGGGGGGGGGGGGGGGGGGGGGGGGGGGGGGGGGGGGGGGGGGGGGGGGGGGGGGGGGGGGGGGGGGGGGGGGGGGGGGGGGGGGGGGGGGGGGGGGGGGGGGGGGGGGGGGGGGGGGGGGGGGGGGGGGGGGGGGGGGGGGGGGGGGGGGGGGGGGGGGGGGGGGGGGGGGGGGGGGGGGGGGGGGGGGGGGGGGGGGGGGGGGGGGGGGGGGGGGGGGGGGGGGGGGGGGGGGGGGGGGGGGGGGGGGGGGGGGGGGGGGGGGGGGGGGGGGGGGGGGGGGGGGGGGGGGGGGGGGGGGGGGGGGGGGGGGGGGGGGGGGGGGGGGGGGGGGGGGGGGGGGGGGGGGGGGGGGGGGGGGGGGGGGGGGGGGGGGGGGGGGGGGGGGGGGGGGGGGGGGGGGGGGGGGGGGGGGGGGGGGGGGGGGGGGGGGGGGGGGGGGGGGGGGGGGGGGGGGGGGGGGGGGGGGGGGGGGGGGGGGGGGGGGGGGGGGGGGGGGGGGGGGGGGGGGGGGGGGGGGGGGGGGGGGGGGGGGGGGGGGGGGGGGGGGGGGGGGGGGGGGGGGGGGGGGGGGGGGGGGGGGGGGGGGGGGGGGGGGGGGGGGGGGGGGGGGGGGGGGGGGGGGGGGGGGGGGGGGGGGGGGGGGGGGGGGGGGGGGGGGGGGGGGGGGGGGGGGGGGGGGGGGGGGGGGGGGGGGGGGGGGGGGGGGGGGGGGGGGGGGGGGGGGGGGGGGGGGGGGGGGGGGGGGGGGGGGGGGGGGGGGGGGGGGGGGGGGGGGGGGGGGGGGGGGGGGGGGGGGGGGGGGGGGGGGGGGGGGGGGGGGGGGGGGGGGGGGGGGGGGGGGGGGGGGGGGGGGGGGGGGGGGGGGGGGGGGGGGGGGGGGGGGGGGGGGGGGGGGGGGGGGGGGGGGGGGGGGGGGGGGGGGGGGGGGGGGGGGGGGGGGGGGGGGGGGGGGGGGGGGGGGGGGGGGGGGGGGGGGGGGGGGGGGGGGGGGGGGGGGGGGGGGGGGGGGGGGGGGGGGGGGGGGGGGGGGGGGGGGGGGGGGGGGGGGGGGGGGGGGGGGGGGGGGGGGGGGGGGGGGGGGGGGGGGGGGGGGGGGGGGGGGGGGGGGGGGGGGGGGGGGGGGGGGGGGGGGGGGGGGGGGGGGGGGGGGGGGGGGGGGGGGGGGGGGGGGGGGGGGGGGGGGGGGGGGGGGGGGGGGGGGGGGGGGGGGGGGGGGGGGGGGGGGGGGGGGGGGGGGGGGGGGGGGGGGGGGGGGGGGGGGGGGGGGGGGGGGGGGGGGGGGGGGGGGGGGGGGGGGGGGGGGGGGGGGGGGGGGGGGGGGGGGGGGGGGGGGGGGGGGGGGGGGGGGGGGGGGGGGGGGGGGGGGGGGGGGGGGGGGGGGGGGGGGGGGGGGGGGGGGGGGGGGGGGGGGGGGGGGGGGGGGGGGGGGGGGGGGGGGGGGGGGGGGGGGGGGGGGGGGGGGGGGGGGGGGGGGGGGGGGGGGGGGGGGGGGGGGGGGGGGGGGGGGGGGGGGGGGGGGGGGGGGGGGGGGGGGGGGGGGGGGGGGGGGGGGGGGGGGGGGGGGGGGGGGGGGGGGGGGGGGGGGGGGGGGGGGGGGGGGGGGGGGGGGGGGGGGGGGGGGGGGGGGGGGGGGGGGGGGGGGGGGGGGGGGGGGGGGGGGGGGGGGGGGGGGGGGGGGGGGGGGGGGGGGGGGGGGGGGGGGGGGGGGGGGGGGGGGGGGGGGGGGGGGGGGGGGGGGGGGGGGGGGGGGGGGGGGGGGGGGGGGGGGGGGGGGGGGGGGGGGGGGGGGGGGGGGGGGGGGGGGGGGGGGGGGGGGGGGGGGGGGGGGGGGGGGGGGGGGGGGGGGGGGGGGGGGGGGGGGGGGGGGGGGGGGGGGGGGGGGGGGGGGGGGGGGGGGGGGGGGGGGGGGGGGGGGGGGGGGGGGGGGGGGGGGGGGGGGGGGGGGGGGGGGGGGGGGGGGGGGGGGGGGGGGGGGGGGGGGGGGGGGGGGGGGGGGGGGGGGGGGGGGGGGGGGGGGGGGGGGGGGGGGGGGGGGGGGGGGGGGGGGGGGGGGGGGGGGGGGGGGGGGGGGGGGGGGGGGGGGGGGGGGGGGGGGGGGGGGGGGGGGGGGGGGGGGGGGGGGGGGGGGGGGGGGGGGGGGGGGGGGGGGGGGGGGGGGGGGGGGGGGGGGGGGGGGGGGGGGGGGGGGGGGGGGGGGGGGGGGGGGGGGGGGGGGGGGGGGGGGGGGGGGGGGGGGGGGGGGGGGGGGGGGGGGGGGGGGGGGGGGGGGGGGGGGGGGGGGGGGGGGGGGGGGGGGGGGGGGGGGGGGGGGGGGGGGGGGGGGGGGGGGGGGGGGGGGGGGGGGGGGGGGGGGGGGGGGGGGGGGGGGGGGGGGGGGGGGGGGGGGGGGGGGGGGGGGGGGGGGGGGGGGGGGGGGGGGGGGGGGGGGGGGGGGGGGGGGGGGGGGGGGGGGGGGGGGGGGGGGGGGGGGGGGGGGGGGGGGGGGGGGGGGGGGGGGGGGGGGGGGGGGGGGGGGGGGGGGGGGGGGGGGGGGGGGGGGGGGGGGGGGGGGGGGGGGGGGGGGGGGGGGGGGGGGGGGGGGGGGGGGGGGGGGGGGGGGGGGGGGGGGGGGGGGGGGGGGGGGGGGGGGGGGGGGGGGGGGGGGGGGGGGGGGGGGGGGGGGGGGGGGGGGGGGGGGGGGGGGGGGGGGGGGGGGGGGGGGGGGGGGGGGGGGGGGGGGGGGGGGGGGGGGGGGGGGGGGGGGGGGGGGGGGGGGGGGGGGGGGGGGGGGGGGGGGGGGGGGGGGGGGGGGGGGGGGGGGGGGGGGGGGGGGGGGGGGGGGGGGGGGGGGGGGGGGGGGGGGGGGGGGGGGGGGGGGGGGGGGGGGGGGGGGGGGGGGGGGGGGGGGGGGGGGGGGGGGGGGGGGGGGGGGGGGGGGGGGGGGGGGGGGGGGGGGGGGGGGGGGGGGGGGGGGGGGGGGGGGGGGGGGGGGGGGGGGGGGGGGGGGGGGGGGGGGGGGGGGGGGGGGGGGGGGGGGGGGGGGGGGGGGGGGGGGGGGGGGGGGGGGGGGGGGGGGGGGGGGGGGGGGGGGGGGGGGGGGGGGGGGGGGGGGGGGGGGGGGGGGGGGGGGGGGGGGGGGGGGGGGGGGGGGGGGGGGGGGGGGGGGGGGGGGGGGGGGGGGGGGGGGGGGGGGGGGGGGGGGGGGGGGGGGGGGGGGGGGGGGGGGGGGGGGGGGGGGGGGGGGGGGGGGGGGGGGGGGGGGGGGGGGGGGGGGGGGGGGGGGGGGGGGGGGGGGGGGGGGGGGGGGGGGGGGGGGGGGGGGGGGGGGGGGGGGGGGGGGGGGGGGGGGGGGGGGGGGGGGGGGGGGGGGGGGGGGGGGGGGGGGGGGGGGGGGGGGGGGGGGGGGGGGGGGGGGGGGGGGGGGGGGGGGGGGGGGGGGGGGGGGGGGGGGGGGGGGGGGGGGGGGGGGGGGGGGGGGGGGGGGGGGGGGGGGGGGGGGGGGGGGGGGGGGGGGGGGGGGGGGGGGGGGGGGGGGGGGGGGGGGGGGGGGGGGGGGGGGGGGGGGGGGGGGGGGGGGGGGGGGGGGGGGGGGGGGGGGGGGGGGGGGGGGGGGGGGGGGGGGGGGGGGGGGGGGGGGGGGGGGGGGGGGGGGGGGGGGGGGGGGGGGGGGGGGGGGGGGGGGGGGGGGGGGGGGGGGGGGGGGGGGGGGGGGGGGGGGGGGGGGGGGGGGGGGGGGGGGGGGGGGGGGGGGGGGGGGGGGGGGGGGGGGGGGGGGGGGGGGGGGGGGGGGGGGGGGGGGGGGGGGGGGGGGGGGGGGGGGGGGGGGGGGGGGGGGGGGGGGGGGGGGGGGGGGGGGGGGGGGGGGGGGGGGGGGGGGGGGGGGGGGGGGGGGGGGGGGGGGGGGGGGGGGGGGGGGGGGGGGGGGGGGGGGGGGGGGGGGGGGGGGGGGGGGGGGGGGGGGGGGGGGGGGGGGGGGGGGGGGGGGGGGGGGGGGGGGGGGGGGGGGGGGGGGGGGGGGGGGGGGGGGGGGGGGGGGGGGGGGGGGGGGGGGGGGGGGGGGGGGGGGGGGGGGGGGGGGGGGGGGGGGGGGGGGGGGGGGGGGGGGGGGGGGGGGGGGGGGGGGGGGGGGGGGGGGGGGGGGGGGGGGGGGGGGGGGGGGGGGGGGGGGGGGGGGGGGGGGGGGGGGGGGGGGGGGGGGGGGGGGGGGGGGGGGGGGGGGGGGGGGGGGGGGGGGGGGGGGGGGGGGGGGGGGGGGGGGGGGGGGGGGGGGGGGGGGGGGGGGGGGGGGGGGGGGGGGGGGGGGGGGGGGGGGGGGGGGGGGGGGGGGGGGGGGGGGGGGGGGGGGGGGGGGGGGGGGGGGGGGGGGGGGGGGGGGGGGGGGGGGGGGGGGGGGGGGGGGGGGGGGGGGGGGGGGGGGGGGGGGGGGGGGGGGGGGGGGGGGGGGGGGGGGGGGGGGGGGGGGGGGGGGGGGGGGGGGGGGGGGGGGGGGGGGGGGGGGGGGGGGGGGGGGGGGGGGGGGGGGGGGGGGGGGGGGGGGGGGGGGGGGGGGGGGGGGGGGGGGGGGGGGGGGGGGGGGGGGGGGGGGGGGGGGGGGGGGGGGGGGGGGGGGGGGGGGGGGGGGGGGGGGGGGGGGGGGGGGGGGGGGGGGGGGGGGGGGGGGGGGGGGGGGGGGGGGGGGGGGGGGGGGGGGGGGGGGGGGGGGGGGGGGGGGGGGGGGGGGGGGGGGGGGGGGGGGGGGGGGGGGGGGGGGGGGGGGGGGGGGGGGGGGGGGGGGGGGGGGGGGGGGGGGGGGGGGGGGGGGGGGGGGGGGGGGGGGGGGGGGGGGGGGGGGGGGGGGGGGGGGGGGGGGGGGGGGGGGGGGGGGGGGGGGGGGGGGGGGGGGGGGGGGGGGGGGGGGGGGGGGGGGGGGGGGGGGGGGGGGGGGGGGGGGGGGGGGGGGGGGGGGGGGGGGGGGGGGGGGGGGGGGGGGGGGGGGGGGGGGGGGGGGGGGGGGGGGGGGGGGGGGGGGGGGGGGGGGGGGGGGGGGGGGGGGGGGGGGGGGGGGGGGGGGGGGGGGGGGGGGGGGGGGGGGGGGGGGGGGGGGGGGGGGGGGGGGGGGGGGGGGGGGGGGGGGGGGGGGGGGGGGGGGGGGGGGGGGGGGGGGGGGGGGGGGGGGGGGGGGGGGGGGGGGGGGGGGGGGGGGGGGGGGGGGGGGGGGGGGGGGGGGGGGGGGGGGGGGGGGGGGGGGGGGGGGGGGGGGGGGGGGGGGGGGGGGGGGGGGGGGGGGGGGGGGGGGGGGGGGGGGGGGGGGGGGGGGGGGGGGGGGGGGGGGGGGGGGGGGGGGGGGGGGGGGGGGGGGGGGGGGGGGGGGGGGGGGGGGGGGGGGGGGGGGGGGGGGGGGGGGGGGGGGGGGGGGGGGGGGGGGGGGGGGGGGGGGGGGGGGGGGGGGGGGGGGGGGGGGGGGGGGGGGGGGGGGGGGGGGGGGGGGGGGGGGGGGGGGGGGGGGGGGGGGGGGGGGGGGGGGGGGGGGGGGGGGGGGGGGGGGGGGGGGGGGGGGGGGGGGGGGGGGGGGGGGGGGGGGGGGGGGGGGGGGGGGGGGGGGGGGGGGGGGGGGGGGGGGGGGGGGGGGGGGGGGGGGGGGGGGGGGGGGGGGGGGGGGGGGGGGGGGGGGGGGGGGGGGGGGGGGGGGGGGGGGGGGGGGGGGGGGGGGGGGGGGGGGGGGGGGGGGGGGGGGGGGGGGGGGGGGGGGGGGGGGGGGGGGGGGGGGGGGGGGGGGGGGGGGGGGGGGGGGGGGGGGGGGGGGGGGGGGGGGGGGGGGGGGGGGGGGGGGGGGGGGGGGGGGGGGGGGGGGGGGGGGGGGGGGGGGGGGGGGGGGGGGGGGGGGGGGGGGGGGGGGGGGGGGGGGGGGGGGGGGGGGGGGGGGGGGGGGGGGGGGGGGGGGGGGGGGGGGGGGGGGGGGGGGGGGGGGGGGGGGGGGGGGGGGGGGGGGGGGGGGGGGGGGGGGGGGGGGGGGGGGGGGGGGGGGGGGGGGGGGGGGGGGGGGGGGGGGGGGGGGGGGGGGGGGGGGGGGGGGGGGGGGGGGGGGGGGGGGGGGGGGGGGGGGGGGGGGGGGGGGGGGGGGGGGGGGGGGGGGGGGGGGGGGGGGGGGGGGGGGGGGGGGGGGGGGGGGGGGGGGGGGGGGGGGGGGGGGGGGGGGGGGGGGGGGGGGGGGGGGGGGGGGGGGGGGGGGGGGGGGGGGGGGGGGGGGGGGGGGGGGGGGGGGGGGGGGGGGGGGGGGGGGGGGGGGGGGGGGGGGGGGGGGGGGGGGGGGGGGGGGGGGGGGGGGGGGGGGGGGGGGGGGGGGGGGGGGGGGGGGGGGGGGGGGGGGGGGGGGGGGGGGGGGGGGGGGGGGGGGGGGGGGGGGGGGGGGGGGGGGGGGGGGGGGGGGGGGGGGGGGGGGGGGGGGGGGGGGGGGGGGGGGGGGGGGGGGGGGGGGGGGGGGGGGGGGGGGGGGGGGGGGGGGGGGGGGGGGGGGGGGGGGGGGGGGGGGGGGGGGGGGGGGGGGGGGGGGGGGGGGGGGGGGGGGGGGGGGGGGGGGGGGGGGGGGGGGGGGGGGGGGGGGGGGGGGGGGGGGGGGGGGGGGGGGGGGGGGGGGGGGGGGGGGGGGGGGGGGGGGGGGGGGGGGGGGGGGGGGGGGGGGGGGGGGGGGGGGGGGGGGGGGGGGGGGGGGGGGGGGGGGGGGGGGGGGGGGGGGGGGGGGGGGGGGGGGGGGGGGGGGGGGGGGGGGGGGGGGGGGGGGGGGGGGGGGGGGGGGGGGGGGGGGGGGGGGGGGGGGGGGGGGGGGGGGGGGGGGGGGGGGGGGGGGGGGGGGGGGGGGGGGGGGGGGGGGGGGGGGGGGGGGGGGGGGGGGGGGGGGGGGGGGGGGGGGGGGGGGGGGGGGGGGGGGGGGGGGGGGGGGGGGGGGGGGGGGGGGGGGGGGGGGGGGGGGGGGGGGGGGGGGGGGGGGGGGGGGGGGGGGGGGGGGGGGGGGGGGGGGGGGGGGGGGGGGGGGGGGGGGGGGGGGGGGGGGGGGGGGGGGGGGGGGGGGGGGGGGGGGGGGGGGGGUGGGGGGGGGGGGGGGGGGGGGGGGGGGGGGGGGGGGGGGGGGGGGGGGGGGGGGGGGGGGGGGGGGGGGGGGGGGGGGGGGGGGGGGGGGGGGGGGGGGGGGGGGGGGGGGGGGGGGGGGGGGGGGGGGGGGGGGGGGGGGGGGGGGGGGGGGGGGGGGGGGGGGGGGGGGGGGGGGGGGGGGGGGGGGGGGGGGGGGGGGGGGGGGGGGGGGGGGGGGGGGGGGGGGGGGGGGGGGGGGGGGGGGGGGGGGGGGGGGGGGGGGGGGGGGGGGGGGGGGGGGGGGGGGGGGGGGGGGGGGGGGGGGGGGGGGGGGGGGGGGGGGGGGGGGGGGGGGGGGGGGGGGGGGGGGGGGGGGGGGGGGGGGGGGGGGGGGGGGGGGGGGGGGGGGGGGGGGGGGGGGGGGGGGGGGGGGGGGGGGGGGGGGGGGGGGGGGGGGGGGGGGGGGGGGGGGGGGGGGGGGGGGGGGGGGGGGGGGGGGGGGGGGGGGGGGGGGGGGGGGGGGGGGGGGGGGGGGGGGGGGGGGGGGGGGGGGGGGGGGGGGGGAGGGGGGGGGGGGGGGGGGGGGGGGGGGGGGGGGGGGGGGGGGGGGGGGGGGGGGGGGGGGGGGGGGGGGGGGGGGGGGGGGGGGGGGGGGGGGGGGGGGGGGGGGGGGGGGGGGGGGGGGGGGGGGGGGGGGGGGGGGGGGGGGGGGGGGGGGGGGGGGGGGGGGGGGGGGGGGGGGGGGGGGGGGGGGGGGGGGGGGGGGGGGGGGGGGGGGGGGGGGGGGGGGGGGGGGGGGGGGGGGGGGGGGGGGGGGGGGGGGGGGGGGGGGGGGGGGGGGGGGGGGGGGGGGGGGGGGGGGGGGGGGGGGGGGGGGGGGGGGGGGGGGGGGGGGGGGGGGGGGGGGGGGGGGGGGGGGGGGGGGGGGGGGAGGGGGGGGGGGGGGGGGGGGGGGGGGGGGGGGGGGGGGGGGGGGGGGGGGGGGGGGGGGGGGGGGGGGGGGGGGGGGGGGGGGGGGGGGGGGGGGGGGGGGGGGGGGGGGGGGGGGGGGGGGGGGGGGGGGGGGGGGGGGGGGGGGGGGGGGGGGGGGGGGGGGGGGGGGGGGGGGGGGGGGGGGGGGGGGGGGGGGGGGGGGGGGGGGGGGGGGGGGGGGGGGGGGGGGGGGGGGGGGGGGGGGGGGGGGGGGGGGGGGGGGGGGGGGGGGGGGGGGGGGGGGGGGGGGGGGGGGGGGGGGGGGGGGGGGGGGGGGGGGGGGGGGGGGGGGGGGGGGGGGGGGGGGGGGGGGGGGGGGGGGGGGGGGGGGGGGGGGGGGGGGGGGGGGGGGGGGGGGGGGGGGGGGGGGGGGGGGGGGGGGGGGGGGGGGGGGGGGGGGGGGGGGGGGGGGGGGGGGGGGGGGGGGGGGGGGGGGGGGGGGGGGGGGGGGGGGGGGGGGGGGGGGGGGGGGGGGGGGGGGGGGGGGGGGGUGGGGGGGGGGGGGGGGGGGGGGGGGGGGGGGGGGGGGGGGGGGGGGGGGGGGGGGGGGGGGGGGGGGGGGGGGGGGGGGGGGGGGGGGGGGGGGGGGGGGGGGGGGGGGGGGGGGGGGGGGGGGGGGGGGGGGGGGGGGGGGGGGGGGGGGGGGGGGGGGGGGGGGGGGGGGGGGGGGGGGGGGGGGGGGGGGGGGGGGGGGGGGGGGGGGGGGGGGGGGGGGGGGGGGGGGGGGGGGGGGGGGGGGGGGGGGGGGGGGGGGGGGGGGGGGGGGGGGGGGGGGGGGGGGGGGGGGGGGGGGGGGGGGGGGGGGGGGGGGGGGGGGGGGGGGGGGGGGGGGGGGGGGGGGGGGGGGGGGGGGGGGGGGGGGGGGGGGGGGGGGGGGGGGGGGGGGGGGGGGGGGGGGGGGGGGGGGGGGGGGGGGGGGGGGGGGGGGGGGGGGGGGGGGGGGGGGGGGGGGGGGGGGGGGGGGGGGGGGGGGGGGGGGGGGGGGGGGGGGGGGGGGGGGGGGGGGGGGGGGGGGGGGGGGGGGGGGGGGGGGGGGGGGGGGGGGGGGGGGGGGGGGGGGGGGGGGGGGGGGGGGGGGGGGGGGGGGGGGGGGGGGGGGGGGGGGGGGGGGGGGGGGGGGGGGGGGGGGGGGGGGGGGGGGGGGGGGGGGGGGGGGGGGGGGGGGGGGGGGGGGGGGGGGGGGGGGGGGGGGGGGGGGGGGGGGGGGGGGGGGGGGGGGGGGGGGGGGGGGGGGGGGGGGGGGGGGGGGGGGGGGGGGGGGGGGGGGGGGGGGGGGGGGGGGGGGGGGGGGGGGGGGGGGGGGGGGGGGGGGGGGGGGGGGGGGGGGGGGGGGGGGGGGGGGGGGGGGGGGGGGGGGGGGGGGGGGGGGGGGGGGGGGGGGGGGGGGGGGGGGGGGGGGGGGGGGGGGGGGGGGGGGGGGGGGGGGGGGGGGGGGGGGGGGGGGGGGGGGGGGGGGGGGGGGGGGGGGGGGGGGGGGGGGGGGGGGGGGGGGGGGGGGGGGGGGGGGGGGGGGGGGGGGGGGGGGGGGGGGGGGGGGGGGGGGGGGGGGGGGGGGGGGGGGGGGGGGGGGGGGGGGGGGGGGGGGGGGGGGGGGGGGGGGGGGGGGGGGGGGGGGGGGGGGGGGGGGGGGGGGGGGGGGGGGGGGGGGGGGGGGGGGGGGGGGGGGGGGGGGGGGGGGGGGGGGGGGGGGGGGGGGGGGGGGGGGGGGGGGGGGGGGGGGGGGGGGGGGGGGGGGGGGGGGGGGGGGGGGGGGGGGGGGGGGGGGGGGGGGGGGGGGGGGGGGGGGGGGGGGGGGGGGGGGGGGGGGGGGGGGGGGGGGGGGGGGGGGGGGGGGGGGGGGGGGGGGGGGGGGGGGGGGGGGGGGGGGGGGGGGGGGGGGGGGGGGGGGGGGGGGGGGGGGGGGGGGGGGGGGGGGGGGGGGGGGGGGGGGGGGGGGGGGGGGGGGGGGGGGGGGGGGGGGGGGGGGGGGGGGGGGGGGGGGGGGGGGGGGGGGGGGGGGGGGGGGGGGGGGGGGGGGGGGGGGGGGGGGGGGGGUGGGGGGGGGGGGGGGGGGGGGGGGGGGGGGGGGGGGGGGGGGGGGGGGGGGGGGGGGGGGGGGGGGGGGGGGGGGGGGGGGGGGGGGGGGGGGGGGGGGGGGGGGGGGGGGGGGGGGGGGGGGGGGGGGGGGGGGGGGGGGGGGGGGGGGGGGGGGGGGGGGGGGGGGGGGGGGGGGGGGGGGGGGGGGGGGGGGGGGGGGGGGGGGGGGGGGGGGGGGGGGGGGGGGGGGGGGGGGGGGGGGGGGGGGGGGGGGGGGGGGGGGGGGGGGGGGGGGGGGGGGGGGGGGGGGGGGGGGGGGGGGGGGGUGGGGGGGGGGGGGGGGGGGGUGGGGGGGGGGGGGGGGGGGGGGGGGGGGGGGGGGGGGGGGGGGGGGGGGGGGGGGGGGGGGGGGGGGGGGGGGGGGGGGGGGGGGGGGGGGGGGGGGGGGGGGGGGGGGGGGGGGGGGGGGGGGGGGGGGGGGGGGGGGGGGGGGGGGGGGGGGGGGGGGGGGGGGGGGGGGGGGGGGGGGGGGGGGGGGGGGGGGGGGGGGGGGGGGGGGGGGGGGGGGGGGGGGGGGGGGGGGGGGGGGGGGGGGGGGGGGGGGGGGGGGGGGGGGGGGGGGGGGGGGGGGGGGGGGGGGGGGGGGGGGGGGGGGGGGGGGGGGGGGGGGGGGGGGGGGGGGGGGGGGGGGGGGGGGGGGGGGGGGGGGGGGGGGGGGGGGGGGGGGGGGGGGGGGGGGGGGGGGGGGGGGGGGGGGGGGGGGGGGGGGGGGGGGGGGGGGGGGGGGGGGGGGGGGGGGGGGGGGGGGGGGGGGGGGGGGGGGGGGGGGGGGGGGGGGGGGGGGGGGGGGGGGGGGGGGGGGGGGGGGGGGGGGGGGGGGGGGGGGGGGGGGGGGGGGGGGGGGGGGGGGGGGGGGGGGGGGGGGGGGGGGGGGGGGGGGGGGGGUGGGGGGGGGGGGGGGGGGGGGGGGGGGGGGGGGGGGGGGGGGGGGGGGGGGGGGGGGGGGGGGGGGGGGGGGGGGGGGGGGGGGGGGGGGGGGGGGGGGGGGGGGGGGGGGGGGGGGGGGGGGGGGGGGGGGGGGGGGGGGGGGGGGGGGGGGGGGGGGGGGGGGGGGGGGGGGGGGGGGGGGGGGGGGGGGGGGGGGGGGGGGGGGGGGGGGGGGGGGGGGGGGGGGGGGGGGGGGGGGGGGGGGGGGGGGGGGGGGGGGGGGGGGGGGGGGGGGGGGGGGGGGGGGGGGGGGGGGGGGGGGGGGGGGGGGGGGGGGGGGGGGGGGGGGGGGGGGGGGGGGGGGGGGGGGGGGGGGGGGGGGGGGGGGGGGGGGGGGGGGGGGGGGGGGGGGGGGGGGGGGGGGGGGGGGGGGGGGGGGGGGGGGGGGGGGGGGGGGGGGGGGGGGGGGGGGGGGGGGGGGGGGGGGGGGGGGGGGGGGGGUGGGGGGGGGGGGGGGGGGGGGGGGGGGGGGGGGGGGGGGGGGGGGGGGGGGGGGUGGGGGGGGGGGGGGGGGGGGGGGGGGGGGGGGGGGGGGGGGGGGGGGGGGGGGGGGGGGGGGGGGGGGGGGGGGGGGGGGGGGGGGGGGGGGGGGGGGGGGGGGGGGGGGGGGGGGGGGGGGGGGGGGGGGGGGGGGGGGGGGGGGGGGGGGGGGGGGGUGGGGGGGGGGGGGGGGGGGGGGGGGGGGGGGGGGGGGGGGGGGGGGGGGGGGGGGGGGGGGGGGGGGGGGGGGGGGGGGGGGGGGGGGGGGGGGGGUGGGGGGGGGGGGGGGGGGGGGGGGGGGGGGGGGGGGGGGGGGGGGGGGGGGGGGGGGGGGGGGGGGGGGGGGGGGGGGGGGGGGGGGGGGGGGGGGGGGGGGGGGGGGGGGGGGGGGGGGGGGGGGGGGGGGGGGGGGGGGGGGGGGGGGGGGGGGGGGGGGGGGGGGGGGGGGGGGGGGGGGGGGGGGGGGGGGGGGGGGGGGGGGGGGGGGGGGGGGGGGGGGGGGGGGGGGGGGGGGGGGGGGGGGGGGGGGGGGGGGGGGGGGGGGGGGGGGGGGGGGGGGGGGGGGGGGGGGGGGGGGGGGGGGGGGGGGGGGGGGGGGGGGGGGGGGGGGGGGGGGGGGGGGGGGGGGGGGGGGGGGGGGGGGGGGGGGGGGGGGGGGGGGGGGGGGGGGGGGGGGGGGGGGGGGGGGGGGGGGGGGGGGGGGGGGGGGGGGGGGGGGGGGGGGGGGGGGGGGGGGGGGGGGGGGGGGGGGGGGGGGGGGGGGGGGGGGGGGGGGGGGGGGGGGGGGGGGGGGGGGGGGGGGGGGGGGGGGGGGGGGGGGGGGGGGGGGGGGGGGGGGGGGGGGGGGGGGGGGGGGGGGGGGGGGGGGGGGGGGGGGGGGGGGGGGGGGGGGGGGGGGGGGGGGGGGGGGGGGGGGGGGGGGGGGGGGGGGGGGGGGGGGGGGGGGGGGGGGGGGGGGGGGGGGGGGGGGGGGGGGGGGGGGGGGGGGGGGGGGGGGGGGGGGGGGGGGGGGGGGGGGGGGGGGGGGGGGGGGGGGGGGGGGGGGGGGGGGGGGGGGGGGGGGGGGGGGGGGGGGGGGGGGGGGGGGGGGGGGGGGGGGGGGGGGGGGGGGGGGGGGGGGGGGGGGGGGGGGGGGGGGGGGGGGGGGGGGGGGGGGGGGGGGGGGGGGGGUGGGGGGGGGGGGGGGGGGGGGGGGGGGGGGGGGGGGGGGGGGGGGGGGGGGGGGGGGGGGGGGGGGGGGGGGGGGGGGGGGGGGGGGGGGGGGGGGGGGGGGGGGGGGGGGGGGGGGGGGGGGGGGGGGGGGGGGGGGGGGGGGGGGGGGGGGGGGGGGGGGGGGGGGGGGGGGGGGGGGGGGGGGGGGGGGGGGGGGGGGGGGGGGGGGGGGGGGGGGGGGGGGGGGGGGGGGGGGGGGGGGGGGGGGGGGGGGGGGGGGGGGGGGGGGGGGGGGGGGGGGGGGGGGGGGGGGGGGGGGGGGGGGGGGGGGGGGGGGGGGGGGGGGGGGGGGGGGGGGGGGGGGGGGGGGGGGGGGGGGGGGGGGGGGGGGGGGGGGGGGGGGGGGGGGGGGGGGGGGGGGGGGGGGGGGGGGGGGGGGGGGGGGGGGGGGGGGGGGGGGGGGGGGGGGGGGGGGGGGGGGGGGGGGGGGGGGGGGGGGGGGGGGGGGGGGGGGGGGGGGGGGGGGGGGGGGGGGGGGGGGGGGGGGGGGGGGGGGGGGGGGGGGGGGGGGGGGGGGGGGGGGGGGGGGGGGGGGGGGGGGGGGGGGGGGGGGGGGGGGGGGGGGGGGGGGGGGGGGGGGGGGGGGGGGGGGGGGGGGGGGGGGGGGGGGGGGGGGGGGGGGGGGGGGGGGGGGGGGGGGGGGGGGGGGGGGGGGGGGGGGGGGGGGGGGGGGGGGGGGGGGGGGGGGGGGGGGGGGGGGGGGGGGGGGGGGGGGGGGGGGGGGGGGGGGGGGGGGGGGGGGGGGGGGGGGGGGGGGGGGGGGGGGGGGGGGGGGGGGGGGGGGGGGGGGGGGGGGGGGGGGGGGGGGGGGGGGGGGGGGGGGGGGGGGGGGGGGGGGGGGGGGGGGGGGGGGGGGGGGGGGGGGGGGGGGGGGGGGGGGGGGGGGGGGGGGGGGGGGGGGGGGGGGGGGGGGGGGGGGGGGGGGGGGGGGGGGGGGGGGGGGGGGGGGGGGGGGGGGGGGGGGGGGGGGGGGGGGGGGGGGGGGGGGGGGGGGGGGGGGGGGGGGGGGGGGGGGGGGGGGGGGGGGGGGGGGGGGGGGGGGGGGGGGGGGGGGGGGGGGGGGGGGGGGGGGGGGGGGGGGGGGGGGGGGGGGGGGGGGGGGGGGGGGGGGGGGGGGGGGGGGGGGGGGGGGGGGGGGGGGGGGGGGGGGGGGGGGGGGGGGGGGGGGGGGGGGGGGGGGGGGGGGGGGGGGGGGGGGGGGGGGGGGGGGGGGGGGGGGGGGGGGGGGGGGGGGGGGGGGGGGGGGGGGGGGGGGGGGGGGGGGGGGGGGGGGGGGGGGGGGGGGGGGGGGGGGGGGGGGGGGGGGGGGGGGGGGGGGGGGGGGGGGGGGGGGGGGGGGGGGGGGGGGGGGGGGGGGGGGGGGGGGGGGGGGGGGGGGGGGGGGGGGGGGGGGGGGGGGGGGGGGGGGGGGGGGGGGGGGGGGGGGGGGGGGGGGGGGGGGGGGGGGGGGGGGGGGGGGGGGGGGGGGGGGGGGGGGGGGGGGGGGGGGGGGGGGGGGGGGGGGGGGGGGGGGGGGGGGGGGGGGGGGGGGGGGGGGGGGGGGGGGGGGGGGGGGGGGGGGGGGGGGGGGGGGGGGGGGGGGGGGGGGGGGGGGGGGGGGGGGGGGGGGGGGGGGGGGGGGGGGGGGGGGGGGGGGGGGGGGGGGGGGGGGGGGGGGGGGGGGGGGGGGGGGGGGGGGGGGGGGGGGGGGGGGGGGGGGGGGGGGGGGGGGGGGGGGGGGGGGGGGGGGGGGGGGGGGGGGGGGGGGGGGGGGGGGGGGGGGGGGGGGGGGGGGGGGGGGGGGGGGGGGGGGGGGGGGGGGGGGGGGGGGGGGGGGGGGGGGGGGGGGGGGGGGGGGGGGGGGGGGGGGGGGGGGGGGGGGGGGGGGGGGGGGGGGGGGGGGGGGGGGGGGGGGGGGGGGGGGGGGGGGGGGGGGGGGGGGGGGGGGGGGGGGGGGGGGGGGGGGGGGGGGGGGGGGGGGGGGGGGGGGGGGGGGGGGGGGGGGGGGGGGGGGGGGGGGGGGGGGGGGGGGGGGGGGGGGGGGGGGGGGGGGGGGGGGGGGGGGGGGGGGGGGGGGGGGGGGGGGGGGGGGGGGGGGGGGGGGGGGGGGGGGGGGGGGGGGGGGGGGGGGGGGGGGGGGGGGGGGGGGGGGGGGGGGGGGGGGGGGGGGGGGGGGGGGGGGGGGGGGGGGGGGGGGGGGGGGGGGGGGGGGGGGGGGGGGGGGGGGGGGGGGGGGGGGGGGGGGGGGGGGGGGGGGGGGGGGGGGGGGGGGGGGGGGGGGGGGGGGGGGGGGGGGGGGGGGGGGGGGGGGGGGGGGGGGGGGGGGGGGGGGGGGGGGGGGGGGGGGGGGGGGGGGGGGGGGGGGGGGGGGGGGGGGGGGGGGGGGGGGGGGGGGGGGGGGGGGGGGGGGGGGGGGGGGGGGGGGGGGGGGGGGGGGGGGGGGGGGGGGGGGGGGGGGGGGGGGGGGGGGGGGGGGGGGGGGGGGGGGGGGGGGGGGGGGGGGGGGGGGGGGGGGGGGGGGGGGGGGGGGGGGGGGGGGGGGGGGGGGGGGGGGGGGGGGGGGGGGGGGGGGGGGGGGGGGGGGGGGGGGGGGGGGGGGGGGGGGGGGGGGGGGGGGGGGGGGGGGGGGGGGGGGGGGGGGGGGGGGGGGGGGGGGGGGGGGGGGGGGGGGGGGGGGGGGGGGGGGGGGGGGGGGGGGGGGGGGGGGGGGGGGGGGGGGGGGGGGGGGGGGGGGGGGGGGGGGGGGGGGGGGGGGGGGGGGGGGGGGGGGGGGGGGGGGGGGGGGGGGGGGGGGGGGGGGGGGGGGGGGGGGGGGGGGGGGGGGGGGGGGGGGGGGGGGGGGGGGGGGGGGGGGGGGGGGGGGGGGGGGGGGGGGGGGGGGGGGGGGGGGGGGGGGGGGGGGGGGGGGGGGGGGGGGGGGGGGGGGGGGGGGGGGGGGGGGGGGGGGGGGGGGGGGGGGGGGGGGGGGGGGGGGGGGGGGGGGGGGGGGGGGGGGGGGGGGGGGGGGGGGGGGGGGGGGGGGGGGGGGGGGGGGGGGGGGGGGGGGGGGGGGGGGGGGGGGGGGGGGGGGGGGGGGGGGGGGGGGGGGGGGGGGGGGGGGGGGGGGGGGGGGGGGGGGGGGGGGGGGGGGGGGGGGGGGGGGGGGGGGGGGGGGGGGGGGGGGGGGGGGGGGGGGGGGGGGGGGGGGGGGGGGGGGGGGGGGGGGGGGGGGGGGGGGGGGGGGGGGGGGGGGGGGGGGGGGGGGGGGGGGGGGGGGGGGGGGGGGGGGGGGGGGGGGGGGGGGGGGGGGGGGGGGGGGGGGGGGGGGGGGGGGGGGGGGGGGGGGGGGGGGGGGGGGGGGGGGGGGGGGGGGGGGGGGGGGGGGGGGGGGGGGGGGGGGGGGGGGGGGGGGGGGGGGGGGGGGGGGGGGGGGGGGGGGGGGGGGGGGGGGGGGGGGGGGGGGGGGGGGGGGGGGGGGGGGGGGGGGGGGGGGGGGGGGGGGGGGGGGGGGGGGGGGGGGGGGGGGGGGGGGGGGGGGGGGGGGGGGGGGGGGGGGGGGGGGGGGGGGGGGGGGGGGGGGGGGGGGGGGGGGGGGGGGGGGGGGGGGGGGGGGGGGGGGGGGGGGGGGGGGGGGGGGGGGGGGGGGGGGGGGGGGGGGGGGGGGGGGGGGGGGGGGGGGGGGGGGGGGGGGGGGGGGGGGGGGGGGGGGGGGGGGGGGGGGGGGGGGGGGGGGGGGGGGGGGGGGGGGGGGGGGGGGGGGGGGGGGGGGGGGGGGGGGGGGGGGGAUAUAGGGGGGGGGGGGGGGGGGGGGGGGGGGGGGGGGGGGGGGGGGGGGGGGGGGGGGGGGGGGGGGGGGGGGGGGGGGGGGGGGGGGGGGGGGGGGGGGGGGGGGGGGGGGGGGGGGGGGGGGGGGGGGGGGGGGGGGGGGGGGGGGGGGGGGGGGGGGGGGGGGGGGGGGGGGGGGGGGGGGGGGGGGGGGGGGGGGGGGGGGGGGGGGGGGGGGGGGGGGGGGGGGGGGGGGGGGGGGGGGGGGGGGGGGGGGGGGGGGGGGGGGGGGGGGGGGGGGGGGGGGGGGGGGGGGGGGGGGGGGGGGGGGGGGGGGGGGGGGGGGGGGGGGGGGGGGGGGGGGGGGGGGGGGGGGGGGGGGGGGGGGGGGGGGGGGGGGGGGGGGGGGGGGGGGGGGGGGGGGGGGGGGGGGGGGGGGGGGGGGGGGGGGGGGGGGGGGGGGGGGGGGGGGGGGGGGGGGGGGGGGGGGGGGGGGGGGGGGGGGGGGGGGGGGGGGGGGGGGGGGGGGGGGGGGGGGGGGGGGGGGGGGGGGGGGGGGGGGGGGGGGGGGGGGGGGGGGGGGGGGGGGGGGGGGGGGGGGGGGGGGGGGGGGGGGGGGGGGGGGGGGGGGGGGGGGGGGGGGGGGGGGGGGGGGGGGGGGGGGGGGGGGGGGGGGGGGGGGGGGGGGGGGGGGGGGGGGGGGGGGGGGGGGGGGGGGGGGGGGGGGGGGGGGGGGGGGGGGGGGGGGGGGGGGGGGGGGGGGGGGGGGGGGGGGGGGGGGGGGGGGGGGGGGGGGGGGGGGGGGGGGGGGGGGGGGGGGGGGGGGGGGGGGGGGGGGGGGGGGGGGGGGGGGGGGGGGGGGGGGGGGGGGGGGGGGGGGGGGGGGGGGGGGGGGGGGGGGGGGGGGGGGGGGGGGGGGGGGGGGGGGGGGGGGGGGGGGGGGGGGGGGGGGGGGGGGGGGGGGGGGGGGGGGGGGGGGGGGGGGGGGGGGGGGGGGGGGGGGGGGGGGGGGGGGGGGGGGGGGGGGGGGGGGGGGGGGGGGGGGGGGGGGGGGGGGGGGGGGGGGGGGGGGGGGGGGGGGGGGGGGGGGGGGGGGGGGGGGGGGGGGGGGGGGGGGGGGGGGGGGGGGGGGGGGGGGGGGGGGGGGGGGGGGGGGGGGGGGGGGGGGGGGGGGGGGGGGGGGGGGGGGGGGGGGGGGGGGGGGGGGGGGGGGGGGGGGGGGGUGGGGGGGGGGGGGGGGGGGGGGGGGGGGGGGGGGGGGGGGGGGGGGGGGGGGGGGGGGGGGGGGGGGGGGGGGGGGGGGGGGGGGGGGGGGGGGGGGGGGGGGGGGGGGGGGGGGGGGGGGGGGGGGGGAGGGGGGGGGGGGGGGGGGGGGGGGGGGGGGGGGGGGGGGGGGGGGGGGGGGGGGGGGGGGGGGGGGGGGGGGGGGGGGGGGGGGGGGGGGGGGGGGGGGGGGGGGGGGGGGGGGGGGGGGGGGGGGGGGGGGGGGGGGGGGGGGGGGGGGGGGGGGGGGGGGGGGGGGGGGGGGGGGGGGGGGGGGGGGGGGGGGGGGGGGGGGGGGGGGGGGGGGGGGGGGGGGGGGGGGGGGGGGGGGGGGGGGGGGGGGGGGGGGGGGGGGGGGGGGGGGGGGGGGGGGGGGGGGGGGGGGGGGGGGGGGGGGGGGGGGGGGGGGGGGGGGGGGGGGGGGGGGGGGGGGGGGGGGGGGGGGGGGGGGGGGGGGGGGGGGGGGGGGGGGGGGGGGGGGGGGGGGGGGGGGGGGGGGGGGGGGGGGGGGGGGGGGGGGGGGGGGGGGGGGGGGGGGGGGGGGGGGGGGGGGGGGGGGGGGGGGGGGGGGGGGGGGGGGGGGGGGGGGGGGGGGGGGGGGGGGGGGGGGGGGGGGGGGGGGGGGGGGGGGGGGGGGGGGGGGGGGGGGGGGGGGGGGGGGGGGGGGGGGGGGGGGGGGGGGGGGGGGGGGGGGGGGGGGGGGGGGGGGGGGGGGGGGGGGGGGGGGGGGGGGGGGGGGGGGGGGGGGGGGGGGGGGGGGGGGGGGGGGGGGGGGGGGGGGGGGGGGGGGGGGGGGGGGGGGGGGGGGGGGGGGGGGGGGGGGGGGGGGGGGGGGGGGGGGGGGGGGGGGGGGGGGGGGGGGGGGGGGGGGGGGGGGGGGGGGGGGGGGGGGGGGGGGGGGGGGGGGGGGGGGGGGGGGGGGGGGGGGGGGGGGGGGGGGGGGGGGGGGGGGGGGGGGGGGGGGGGGGGGGGGGGGGGGGGGGUGGGGGGGGGGGGGGGGGGGGGGGGGGGGGGGGGGGGGGGGGGGGGGGGGGGGGGGGGGGGGGGGGGGGGGGGGGGGGGGGGGGGGGGGGGGGGGGGGGGGGGGGGGGGGGGGGGGGGGGGGGGGGGGGGGGGGGGGGGGGGGGGGGGGGGGGGGGGGGGGGGGGGGGGGGGGGGGGGGGGGGGGGGGGGGGGGGGGGGGGGGGGGGGGGGGGGGGGGGGGGGGGGGGGGGGGGGGGGGGGGGGGGGGGGGGGGGGGGGGGGGGGGGGGGGGGGGGGGGGGGGGGGGGGGGGGGGGGGGGGGGGGGGGGGGGGGGGGGGGGGGGGGGGGGGGGGGGGGGGGGGGGGGGGGGGGGGGGGGGGGGGGGGGGGGGGGGGGGGGGGGGGGGGGGGGGGGGGGGGGGGGGGGGGGGGGGGGGGGGGGGGGGGGGGGGGGGGGGGGGGGGGGGGGGGGGGGGGGGGGGGGGGGGGGGGGGGGGGGGGGGGGGGGGGGGGGGGGGGGGGGGGGGGGGGGGUUGA